CUGCUGUCCCUCUCCGGACGUUCGGUCCUCUCCCCGGGCACCUCUCCCGCCCGGCCCCUCGGCGCUGGGGCGGUUAGCGGGCCGCGGGGCGAUGUUGGGUCUGGGCCCGUGGUUCGUGGUGGGCCCUCUGAUGGUGGCCCUGCUGGGCCCGGCGCUGGUGCUGACCCUGUGCGGGCCGCGCCACAGCCGGGCCCUGCUCCGCGACCUGGCCUUCUUCGUGGGCCUGGUGCGGGCCGGCCGGCGCCUGAGGGGCUACGGGCGGCGAAGGCCCGUCCGCACCUUGCUCGACGCCCUGCGGGAGUGGGCCGCAAGGGAGCCGGGCCGGCCGUUCGUGCGGUUCGGCGAGGACACUCUGACCUUCGGCCAGGUCGAGGCCCUGAGCAACCGCGCGGCCCGGGCCCUCCGCCUCCGCCUGGGCCUCCGCCAAGGCCGCCCUGCGGCCCUGUUCCUCCAAAACGGGCCCCACUACGUGUGGCUCUGGCUCGGCGUGGCCAAACUGGGCUGCCCCCUCGCCUGCCUCAACCACCACAGCCGACGGCAGGCCCUCGUCCACUGCUUCCAGGCCAGCGGGGCCCAAAUCCUGCUCGCCGACCCCGAGCUCCACGGAGCCGUGGAGGAGGUGCUUCCCAGUCUGGGGAAAGACGUUUCUGUUUACUACAUCAGCCGGACUUCCCCGACGGAAGGCGUGGACACUUUUUUGGACAAGGUGGAUGAAGCUUCCGACGAGACGAUCCCCGAAUCCUGGAGGUCCGAUGUCACUUUCAAGACCCCCGCCUUGUACAUCUACACCUCAGGCACCACAGGUCUCCCCAAGGCGGCCACGAUCAACCAUCAGCGCCUCUGGAUGGCCAUUGGCCUGUUUGAAAUGAGCGGCGUGACCAGCGAGGACGUGGUCUACACCCCUCUACCUCUGUACCACAGUGCUGCCCUCAUGGUCGGAGUCCACGGCUGCCUGGCCAAAGGUGCCACUCUAGUGCUGAGGUCCAAAUUUUCUGCCAGCAACUUCUGGGACGACUGCCGCAAGUAUCACGUGACGGUCAUCCAGUACAUUGGGGAGAUCCUCCGCUACCUGUGUCAGCUCCCAGAGAGACCCGAUGACCAGAGCCACAACGUGAGGAUGGCCCUGGGCAACGGCCUGCGUGGCGACGUCUGGAGGGAGUUCAUCCGGAGAUUUGGAAACAUCCGCAUCUGCGAGUUCUACGCCUCCACGGAGGGGAAUAUUGGCUUUAUGAACUACACGGGCAAAGUUGGCGCGGUGGGGAGAAUGAACUUCUUACAUAAGAAAGCUCUCUCUUACGAACUGAUUAAAUACGACGUAGAGAAGGAUGAACCCGUCCGAGGUGCCAAUGGAUUCUGCAUCAAGGUCCCCAAAGGUGAAGUUGGGCUCCUGAUCUGCAGGAUCUCGCAGUUGACCCCUUUCAGUGGCUACGUGGGGGCGAAGGCCCAGACGGAGAAGAAGAUAUUGCGAGACGUCUUCAAGGAAGGGGACGUUUACUUCAACAGCGGGGACCUCUUACAGAUCAGCCGCGAUAACUUCAUUUACUUCCACGACAGAGUGGGAGACACUUUUCGGUGGAAAGGAGAAAACGUGGCCACCACGGAGGUAGCGGACAUUUUGGGCCUGGUGGACUUUAUCCAAGAAGCUAACGUGUACGGCGUGUCCAUUCCAGGCCACGAGGGUCGGAUUGGGAUGGCGUCCAUCCGCCUGAAGCAGGACCAGGAGUUUGAGGCGAGAAAACUGUACAAGCAUGUCACGGACUACCUUCCUGGCUACGCCAGGCCUCACUUCAUCCGGAUUCAGAACGUCAUCGAGGUCACCGGGACCUUCAAGCACCGCAAAGUGGUCCUAGUGGAAGAGGGCUUCAAUCCCAGCCUUAUCUCGGACCCCUUGUACUUUCUGGACAACCAGAAGAAGGCCUAUGAAGUUUUGACAGAGGACCUCUACAAUAACAUCUGCAACAACCGCGUGAAACUCUGAGCCCCUUCCCCGCCUGGAAAACCGGCUGUUCCCAAGGAAGCCGAUCCCCCCCAUCCCCGUGACCCCAGGAGGAACUCACCUGUAUCCCGCUUCCAUUCGCAUCCGCCAUCUUCCCGGCUGGGUUUUUAUCUAAUUAAAAGUUACCGCCAAAGGAUUUGGCGAGGGGAUA
This is a messenger RNA of Tachyglossus aculeatus (Australian echidna), 2147 nucleotides long. It is a transcript of the gene SLC27A2, whose product is annotated as solute carrier family 27 member 2. The transcript is spliced from 10 exons. NCBI's taxonomy places the organism in Eukaryota, Metazoa, Chordata, Mammalia, Monotremata, Tachyglossidae. Gene Ontology annotation, cellular component: endoplasmic reticulum. The record is from RefSeq and is a predicted model, not a curated record. Gene Ontology annotation, molecular function: long-chain fatty acid-CoA ligase activity; long-chain fatty acid transmembrane transporter activity. The coding region runs from base 92 to 1978 and encodes 628 amino acids.